Molecule: messenger RNA, 3313 nt
Organism: Struthio camelus australis
Lineage: Eukaryota; Metazoa; Chordata; Aves; Struthioniformes; Struthionidae
Gene: BTLA
Product: B and T lymphocyte associated
Biological process (GO): immune response-regulating cell surface receptor signaling pathway
Cellular component (GO): plasma membrane
Molecular function (GO): signaling receptor activity
Source: RefSeq, a predicted model, not a curated record
GUAAACCUAACAGGAUGUAAGAGGCCAUCUGAAGUGCACUUUUUAAACCCGCGGGAACCUCUCCUAUCUCUACCAUGCCCAGUAAAUGAAGGGCCCUCCAGUCAUGUUUAUCAAAAGGAUUUUACUGCACAUCCUUCUAGUAAUGCUGGCUCAGAGCAACUAUCAAGUUUAUGGAUUUGAUGCCACUGAUUGUCCUGUUGAAAUUCAAGUUAAAAGGAACUCCCAGUACAAAAGUUAUCUUGGAAACUCUUUGGUUAUAUACUGUCCAGUUCAUUACUGCCAGGAGAGGCCAGCCGUGCAGUGGUGCAAGAUAGAAGGGAAUGAAUGCAUGCUGCUGAAAGAGAGCAAAGCAGAAUGGAAAGCCAAUAAUAAGUUUAUUCUGGAGUUUUUCUCAGUUCACCAUAAUGACAGUGGAACUUAUCGAUGUCGAGCAACAGCGGGCACCUUGUCCAGUGAGAGCCAUGGAAUAAGGGUUAUUGUUGAAGAAAAGCCUGCAAACAUUAUCACAAGUUCAUCAGAAAAUACCACUAGUAUCUCAGAAGAUUCCCAAGAAUCUGGAAAUGACAAGAUAUUUCACUUUAUUUAUGCUGCAUUAUGCUUGCGCCUAUGUUGUCCACUCGUCUUCACAUGCAUGUUUUGGUGUCUAAGGUGGUACCAUGCAAAGCAAAAGAGAACUCCAUUAACCCCACAGAGACGAGAGACCCUGGUCAGAGGUCCAGCAGCCAUUCCAUACUGCGCUGCUGGGACAACUCAAGCGUCAGAUGAAAGCUCCUCACUUUACUACUGCUCCAUGGUUAGCCCAUGGCAGCUCUCUGACAGCUCUGCAAUUUAUGAUAACGAUGUCCCUCACUGCGAUGCUCACAGGACAGCACCUAAAGCACCUCACUGUGAUCCUGCCAUCCCUUCCAUCUCAGCUGCACCUGAAAGCCAAGAUGUCCUCAUUUAUGCUGCACUAAAUCAUUCCGCUUCUGCAGAAAAAUGCCAGAGAAGGGAGCCAAGGGUGGAAAAUGAACUCACUGAAUAUGCCUCCAUUACUGUAAAAAAUAAACCUAGCCAGGACUUCUCCAGUCACCCACUUUGCAGGCAGUCUCAGGUCUAGCUCCCCUCUAGGACAUCGUUUCUUUCUCUCCUGUUAUUUCUCUUCGUUAUCCUUCCUGCGUUCAGGUUCUGCUUCCAGUCUGACCUGGACUUGGCUGUGGUUUGAAUACAGACAAGGGGGAGGAGAAGAGGAGAGGGUUCAGCCAGGAUAUAAACAUGUAAAACAAAUCCAUGAGGAAGAUGAUACCUCCCUCCAGAUCACCUCCCUCCUAACCAAAUGCUAAGAAUGUUUGUUGGAGAAUUUUUAUUUGAGGUUUCCUCAGUUUUGCUAAGGGAACCCUUCUGAGGACUGUUUUUCAUUUCAGUUUACUCUGUCUCCUUCGGAAGGUCUUUAAAUACCACGAAUGUCUAAUCCUAUUACUAAUAAUAAGCAAGUGAAUCCUUUUGUUUGUUUGUUGGGGGGAGGGAAGAGGAGGAGAGUUAUUUUUCUUUUACAAAAAAAUCACACAAUGUUUGAGAUAAUAUAGAAAUACAAUGCUCUUAUCUGCUAUUGGUGUGAUGAUUAAUUAGCUAAGUCACUGCAUGCUGCUUUUGUCUCUGAUGAAUGACGGAAAUAUCAAAAGAUGAGCAGUAACAGACCUCAGUUAAAAUCAGAAAUUUUUGUUCACAAGUAAGUGCGUGCAACUGUGCCAUGCUAAGUUUUCCUCCAAAUACUGGCACAAAAAUGUGAUAAUGCUUCAUGCUCAGGUAUGUGGGAGAGAAGAUAAAAAGGAGGUAAAGGUCAAAGUACCAUCUGAAGUUUGAAAAGAGCACUCACACUCUUCUUUUGCACCACUUAUUCAGCUCUAACUUGGAUAUCGUGCAUCUGGCUCCUGGAAAAUAAUGGGCUUAAAAAAAACUUACUCAUAGUAAUAUUUGCACCAAGAGUUUUAGAGCAGUAUAUACAGAGUCUUUAACUUCAUUAAAAAUUCAGAUCACAGUUGAAAAGGAAGGAUGUACUAGAUCUGCUGCUGUCAGGGUGCACAUAUUGCACCAGAUGACUUGCACUUAAGUUAAUGGAAGAAAGUCAGGCUCCUUUGUGGUCAUAUUUUUUCUUGGUGUUAUUCUGGCUAACACCACAGCGUGUAAAAGAUAUGCACUCACUCCGCUAUUUUGAUAAUUCAGGCGGUUUAUUAUUCUUAUGAUACCUUUGAGUUCUCCUUGCUUUUGAACUCAAUCACAGAAUCUGUGGCAAAAAAAAUCUACAGUAAUUGUUUCUGCGCUAAGUUGUGAGUUCAGGCCAUUAGCUGUUGAUGUGUUUUAGGUUUUUUUUAGAAAUAUAUAAGUUAUGAACCUAGUAAGUCAAUGAUAGUCCUUAUUUUUUUUAAAAAAGUAGAAAAUUAUCUCCUAGAAAAAUUCAAUUUGCUGUGUUCAUUUUAGUGGGCCAGGUCUUAUACGGUUGGAGACUAGCUGUUUUAGUGAGGGGCUCAGAGACUUUUGGAUCAAGUUAUGUAUGAUUAAGGGCCCAGAAAUAGAGCUUUAAGUACAUUUAUUGCUCAGCUGAUAAAAGUAAAAUUAUUUUCAUGGACUAGAAAUGACUUUCAGAAAAAGGACAGACUAUUUCUUGGAAACAGCUUCUGCCUCAGUGGUAUUAAACUGAAAAACAAGGACAGCCAUUCAAUGAAGAGAGCGCCUAAAUGGACAUGCACGUAGGCCUUGCAGACAGAAGGGAAAGAGUAAAAAGGCCUUCCUUCCUGAGAACAAAUGCAGGUGAGACAAUGCGGUUCUUGAUGAUGCUUUGCAAUUCUCUGCCCAUGAUAUAAUACAUAUUGGGAAAAGUCUGGGGUUGCUCAGAAAGGCAAGGAAGGGAGCUGGGGGCAGGUGGGUUUCCUGUGCAAGUCCCCGGCCAGCACCGAGGCACGUCCAUCUGAGUACGUGCUGCUUUCCCUCUGCUGCCUUCACGAGCCAGAAGCAUCAGCAGGUCCCUUCACAGCAGUCCCAGAAAAAAGUGCUGGCACCAGAGACCUACAACCGGGCUGAACACGUGUAACAAGUACUGCACCACCAAGAAACGCAGCGGCCACAAAAAUCUUAAGUUGGCUUGUCUGAACGAGACUGGGAACCUCGGCUUAGUGAAUUUCCCAGAGAGCCAAGUUUGAUUUGGAAGGGGAGAUUUUUGUAGAUAAACAGGAAGCUCCUCACCACCUCACCAUCAAAUGUGCUAGCACAGAAAAGAAAAGCACAGGAGCCUGCAAUAGGUUCAUUUUUAUAAGCAAACAAAUCAAAAGACCGUGCC